CUAAAUUUUCAGUCUACUUGUAGUCAGUUAGUAGUUACAGUUAAAAUUCGUAAUGUACUCCUACCUCUUGGUGACUCUAAUAAUUUUUGGAUUCAUCAAUGGUAGCCAUCAAUGGUUCAUUGGUGGCGCUUGUCAGUUCGGCUUCUAUCGCGAAGAUAAUAUAGGGCCGUGCGCCUAUGAAGGGUUGACUUGCGCACACUGCCAGCCUCGAUUGUUUGUGCGCCUGUUUCCAAUAUUCUUCUCAAGGAAAGUGUCUUACAAUGGUUGCCGCUCUGUGGUCAAAAAUGGAAAAACUGUAAAACUCUCAUGCGCUGUGUGUAAUCUGGAAAGAAUUCCAAGGUGCUACCAUUUUCCAAACGAUCUACCGAGAAACUGUGAGUUCCGCUGACACGGAAACAACACACUCUGGAAGAGAAAAUGA
Macrosteles quadrilineatus (aster leafhopper) is the source of this 421-nucleotide messenger RNA. RefSeq lists its product as uncharacterized. The transcript is spliced from 2 exons. The record is from RefSeq and is a predicted model, not a curated record. NCBI's taxonomy places the organism in Eukaryota, Metazoa, Arthropoda, Insecta, Hemiptera, Cicadellidae. Bases 53 to 388 code for a protein of 111 amino acids.